Messenger RNA from Emiliania huxleyi CCMP1516, 2352 nucleotides. RefSeq lists its product as hypothetical. Gene Ontology annotation, molecular function: protein binding. Gene Ontology annotation, cellular component: nucleus; cytoplasm. Bases 1 to 2352 code for a protein of 783 amino acids. The record is from RefSeq and is a predicted model, not a curated record. NCBI's taxonomy places the organism in Eukaryota, Haptophyta, Isochrysidales, Noelaerhabdaceae. The transcript is spliced from 8 exons.
AUGGCCGCCGACGUCGAGCCGGCUGGGCGCGCUGGCGGGCGUGCGCCCGAAACGCCGACCUUCCCGGAAGCCCGACCGCCGGUGGCGCAGCGACGCUCCAGCCAGCUGGCAGAGGCGGACCGGCGCAUGACUCGGGAGCGAGUCCUCGGGCUUGCGAGCGCUGGAUCGGACGCGCGCAUGCACUUGCGUGCGGCCCCCAGCGCGCUCUUCCGUUCAGCGGAGCGAACAAGCGCACUCGCAGCGUCUGGCGUCAACGCUGCCACGCUCAAGGUGGACGAGCGCGCCUGGGAGUUUUGGGUCAACGUGUGCGAGUCCCAGGGCACCACCCCACUGAGGAGCUCCGCGGAGGCGCGAGACCACCCUGACCGCAACGCCCACCUCCUCGCCUGCCUCAUGAUGUACGCGCAUGUCUGGUGCAUCCCCCGCACCCGAGAUGCACAAUUCAUCAAGCCGCGCUCCGCGCUCGCGUAUCCGCUCGCGAUUUGCCGCAUCUUCAAGCGCUGGGGCGUGCAGAUGCCAGGGUACCGAGCCCUCGCCGCGGCCUUCGCGGGGCUGAUGCGCUCCUACCUCGCGCACCACGGGCCCGGGUCCCUCGCCCCGAGGCGCGCAGAGCCCAUGAAGUUCUCCAUGAUGCGCGACAUCUACCGCGCGGCGCCCACGGUGCGAGUGGCGGGCCGCGUGUGGAGCGACGACUGCCACGACGUCUUCAUCUUCCGCCGCCUCAACGUCUUUCUCAUGUACACCGCGUUCCGCCUCGGCGAAACGACCGGGCCGGACCCGUUCCUCACCUUCACACACCUGGUCUGGAGCAUCCGCGGCACCAUCGUGACCGACCCCACGGCGGCCCAGCUCCACUCCUUGCGACCGGGGCUGGAUUACGCCCAGGUGGCGCCGCCUCUCUCCAAGGCGGACCAGUGGGGCGAGCGCAACUGCCCCUUCAUGGUGAUAGAGGGCAAAAAGAUCGAUUGCGCUCUUGCCGAUCCGCACCUACCUAGGCUCUUGGGUGGCGCGCCCCAGCUCUUCACAGCGAACCUGGUUGACACUCCCCGCCCCCUCUUCAUCUCGGUGCUGCCCAACUGGUGCCGAAUGCCGCCCUCCAAGCUCUUCGAGGCACUGCACGCGCGCGACGCUAAGCGCGUGAAGCAUCUCGUGUCGAAGGAGGGCUGCGACGUCAACGAGACUGGCGCAGGCGAGCAGACGGCGCUGCACCUCGCGGCGGAGCUGGACAACGUCGAGUGCGUCCAGCUCCUCCUCACCCACGGUGCCUCGGUCGGCAUGCAGGAUGGCCAGAUGCGCACGCCGCUGCUCGCCGCCUGCGUCGGCAACUGCCGGCACGCCGCGCGGGCGCUGAUCGAGGCGGGCGCGCCGCUCGGCACGGGCGACGAGGACGAGAACACGCCGCUGCACUGGCUCGCCCUGCACGACGCCGUCGACCUCGCCAAGCUCGCCCUCGAGAAGGGCGCGCCGCUCGAGGCGCUCAACGCCGCCGUCGAGACGCCGCUGCUGCUGGCCGCCAAGCACGGCCGGACGGCGGCGGUGCGGCUGCUGCUCUCCGAGGGCGCGACCAUCGAGCGCGACUCGGUCGGCUCGAUCGCCCCCACCAACAAGACCGCGUGCCACUUCGCCAUGCAGUACGGCGCAGAGGGCGGUGACGCGGCCGACGCGAGCGCAAUGCUUUUCCUCAACAAGAGCCCCGACGUCAACGCCACCGACGGAGAGAAGCGGACUGCGUUGCACUACGCCGUCGUCAACGACGAGCUGCUCCCCUCCGCCCUCCUCUCCGCCGGCGCCGCCGUCGACCAAAAGGACUGGGCCGGCCUCACACCCCUCCACUGGGCCGCCUUUCUCGGCGCGCCGUAUAGCGCGGCGAAGAACGAGUGCCUCGCCGCCCUCCUCGCGGCCGACGGCGUGAGCGUCGACGCGACCGACGCCGACGGCCUCUCCGCCCUGCACUACGCCGCGCGCGCCGGCGGGGUCGGCUGCGUCCGCGCGCUCCUCGCUGCCGCCGCAGACCGCUCCCUCCCCUCGCUCGCUGGCAAGACCGCUGCGGACCUGACGGGCUCGCGGGAGGCGCGCGAGGCGCUGCGAGCGACGUGUCCGGGACACGUGUACGCCGCGUGCGCCACGCGAAGCGUCGAGUCGGUGCUGCCCCUCUGCACGCCCUCGCUGGCGGCGCAGGAGCGGCCGGCCCUCGAGGCGCUCGUCGCGCAGAGCCCGCCGCUCGCGGUCGAGCAGAUGCACGCGGCGAGCGGCACCUCCACCGUCGCCGUCGAGCACGCGCAAGGCCUCCACCUGCUCGCCUUCUCCGAGGAGGGCCUCCUCGAGCGCUUCUGCGCCUUUGCGCGCAGCUGA